Messenger RNA from Papilio machaon (common yellow swallowtail), 803 nucleotides. RefSeq names its product selenoprotein F. NCBI's taxonomy places the organism in Eukaryota, Metazoa, Arthropoda, Insecta, Lepidoptera, Papilionidae. Gene Ontology annotation, molecular function: oxidoreductase activity. The coding region runs from base 230 to 736 and encodes 168 amino acids. The record is from RefSeq and is a predicted model, not a curated record. Gene Ontology annotation, cellular component: endoplasmic reticulum lumen. The transcript has a single exon.
UUAGUAUUGCAUAAAAAACAAAUUAGCAACUUUUCAUAGUUUUUAUAUUGCUAUAUAAGCUGUGUCAUUGAACAAAUAACUGGGCAACACGUAAAAAAAAAUUGACGUUAACAUGAACUGUCAAUGAAACAACUGUCACUGUCCCGAAAAAGUUUGUUUUGUCAAAAAAUAAAUGAAUCAAAAAAAGAAAAGUACUUUUUGAAAAGGUAAUUGCUUCUUAAUAAAGAAAAUGUAUUUUGCUCAAGUUUCGUUGUCGAUUAUCUUGUUAACUGCCAUUCAAACGCAAACUUGUACAGCCGAAUUUUCAACUGAAGAUUGUUCCUCUCUGGGUUUUAUCAAAGCUAAUCUUUUAUGUUCAUCGUGCGACCAACUCAAAGAUUUCAAUUUAGAACAGCUUAUUGAACAUUGUAAGGAAUGCUGUCACAACGACGAGAGUGCAACAAAUGAGAAGAAAUACGCGCGCGCGAUUUUAGAAGUGUGUACUUGCAAAUUUCCGGCAUAUCCACAAAUCCAAGCUUUCGUGAAAAGUGACAGACCGGCUAAGUUCCCUAACUUGCAAAUUAAAUACGUGCGUGGAUUGGAUCCUAUAAUUAAACUUCUCGAUAAAGAUGGAAUUGUCAGAGAUACAGUUGCAAUUGAAAAAUGGAACACUGAUUCUGUAGAAGAAUUUUUAAAUACGCACCUCGAAAAAGAAGAAGAUGAAGAUCGGAGUUAUUUAAAAACUAAUCAAAUUUAAUUACCAAUUAUUUUUUUAGUUAUUUCUUGUAGUUUGACUCAUUUUCAUACUCAGUUAUUAUCAUCAU